Molecule: messenger RNA, 1255 nt
Organism: Sitophilus oryzae (rice weevil)
Lineage: Eukaryota; Metazoa; Arthropoda; Insecta; Coleoptera; Curculionidae
Product: 4-nitrophenylphosphatase-like
Exons: 7
Coding region: 268-1203 (311 amino acids)
Cellular component (GO): cytoplasm
Molecular function (GO): phosphatase activity
Source: RefSeq, a predicted model, not a curated record
UAAAUGUUAUUAACAAUUAUUAGUAUUUCUAGAAACCGCAAUCGCUUAUAACAAUAAUCUUUUAUUACUUAUGCUAUUCAUAAAAUGUAAUAUUAUUAAUUAAGAUCGUCACAGAACUUAAAUUGCUUUAUUACCUCUGCUGUAUGCUGUAUGUGUUACUAAUGUGCUUAAAAUGGAACAAACAGUGUACUGAAUUAAGACAAUGUCAAGGAAUAUCUCGAUAAAGUUCAGAAAGACUUAAUAAAAGUACGGAAGUCUGGCCAAAAAAUGACUGACACCAAAGAAGUGGCCAAUUUAAAGGAUGCAUCUGUUGAAGAACAAGGAGAAUUUUUAAAAUCGUUUGAUACAAUUUUAUGUGAUAUUGAUGGUGUGAUAUGGUCGACACUUUCAUCCAUAGAUGGGGCUCCAGAUGCUAUAAAAUCGUUAAGAUCCAUAGGAAAACAAGUAUUUUUUGUAACUAACAAUACAACAAUACCGUUAGAGUUUCUUGUAAAACGGCUACAAGAGUUUGAGAUGAAACAAAAUGAAGUUUUGAGGCCUGAUCUAGCAAUAAUCUGGUAUUUGAAGAGUAUCAAUUUUGACAAGGAAGUUUAUAUUGUAGGAGUAAAAGCAUUGAAAGACACUAUUAAAAAAAGUGGAUUUAAAGUUCACGAAGACGAGGGUGAUCAAGUUGAAGAGACUAUCGCUGGAGUUAUUAAAGCAAUAAAUAAACUAAAUCCAAAGGUGGGUGCAGUCAUUAUGGAUGCCGAUUUGAACGUCUCCUUUGUCAAGUUACAAAGAUGCGUGGAAUACAUAAAGAAAAAUAACGCAAUAUUCUUAGUGGGGGGAUGGGAUCCAGUAUUACCUUUUGCAGACACAUUUUUAAUAGGCCCAAAAUACUUUAUUCAGGCUGUGGAAGAUCUAUCUGGGAAAAAACCUUUGACUCUGGCCAAACCACACGAUGUUUUUCACGAUUUCGUGGAAGAAAGCAUCAAAGAUCUUCAUCCAGAAAGAGUUCUAUUUAUUGGAGAUUCGGUAUUGACUGACAUGACAUACGCCCAAAAAUUUGGACAUAAAAAACUGUUGCCACUGACAGGUUGCACCUCAAAGGAAGAAGUAACAAAUUGGAAAUUUGAGGAGAAUUUAAAACCAGAUUACUAUGUAGACAGUUUAAGGGAUGUACAUAUUAUAAUUCAAGAAUUGAAGAAGAAAAAUGUAUUAUAAAUUUUAGAUGUAGCCUUUGUUAAAUAACUUAAUUUAAAAAUAUAUUUUUUAU